Chroicocephalus ridibundus (black-headed gull) is the source of this 2746-nucleotide messenger RNA. RefSeq names its product methylcrotonyl-CoA carboxylase subunit 2 (gene MCCC2). Bases 71 to 1765 code for a protein of 564 amino acids. Gene Ontology annotation, biological process: L-leucine catabolic process. The transcript has 17 exons. The record is from RefSeq and is a predicted model, not a curated record. Gene Ontology annotation, cellular component: mitochondrion; methylcrotonoyl-CoA carboxylase complex. Lineage: Eukaryota; Metazoa; Chordata; Aves; Charadriiformes; Laridae. Gene Ontology annotation, molecular function: methylcrotonoyl-CoA carboxylase activity.
CUACGGCGAGGGGAGUGGCGGCGCGGGGCGCCUGGCUCGGGACGGCUCGGCUGGGCUCGGCGGGGCCGCCAUGCUGCUGCUGGGCCCGCGGCGGCUGCUGGGCCGCUGGCGGUUGCUGUGCCGCGCCGCCGCCCGUCCCUACCAUGGCGAGGCGGUGGCGGCGGUGGGCUCGCGUCCCGAUGCGGGCUCCACGCUCUACCAGGAAAACUAUGAACGAAUGAAAGCACUGGUAACCGAACUCCAAGAGCAAGCAGAAAAAAUCAGAUUAGGAGGUGGAGAAAAAGCUCGUAAGCUUCACACAUCAAGAGGAAAGCUGUUACCCAGAGAGAGAAUUGACAGGCUUAUUGAUCCCGGGUCUCCCUUCUUGGAGUUCUCCCAGUUUGCAGGUUACCAGCUGUAUGGUAAUGAAGAGGUACCGGCAGGAGGCAUUAUCACAGGCAUUGGACGAGUAUCUGGGGUGGAAUGCUUGAUUGUCGCUAAUGAUGCAACUGUCAAAGGUGGUACCUAUUAUCCCAUCACAGUUAAGAAACAUUUACGUGCUCAAGAAAUUGCAAUGCAAAAUCAUCUCCCUUGCCUAUAUUUGGUUGAUUCAGGAGGAGCAAAUUUGCCUCGGCAAGCAGAAGUAUUUCCAGAUCGAGAUCAUUUUGGCCGUAUUUUCUACAAUCAAGCAGUCAUGUCCUCACAAGGAAUUCCACAGAUAGCAGUAGUAAUGGGAUCCUGUACAGCAGGAGGAGCGUACGUACCUGCAAUGGCUGAUGAAAGUAUUAUUGUUCGCAAACAGGGAACAAUAUUCUUGGGAGGGCCACCACUGGUUAAAGCAGCAACAGGUGAAGAGGUAUCAUCAGAGGAUCUUGGAGGGGCAGAUCUUCACUGCAGAAAAUCUGGUGUAACAGAUCAUUAUGCUUUGGAUGACAGUCAUGCACUUCAUCUAGCAAGGAAGGCUGUAAGAAGUUUAAAUCUCCGAAAGAAAGUAGAUGUGACUAUAGAACCGUCAGAAGAGCCUUUAUUUCCUGCUGAUGAAAUAUAUGGAAUAGUUGGCGACCAGCUAAAAAGAAACUUUGAUGUCAAAGAGGUCAUUGCUAGAAUUGUAGAUGGAAGUAAAUUUGAUGAAUUCAAAGCCUUGUAUGGGGAUACUUUAAUUACAGGAUUUGCAAGAAUAUUUGGUUAUCCAGUAGGAAUUAUUGGAAACAAUGGGGUUCUUUUCUCAGAGUCAGCAAAAAAGGGUACACAUUUUAUCCAGUUGUGUUGCCAGAGAAAUAUUCCGAUUGUGUUUUUGCAGAAUAUUACAGGUUUCAUGGUUGGUAGAGAAUAUGAAGCUGGUGGGAUAGCAAAAGAUGGUGCCAAGAUGGUAACUGCUGUGGCUUGUGCCAAUGUGCCUAAAAUAACCGUGAUUAUUGGAGGUUCUUAUGGAGCUGGAAACUAUGGGAUGUGUGGAAGAGCGUAUAGUCCAAGAUUUCUUUACGUGUGGCCAAAUGCUCGCAUAUCAGUGAUGGGAGGGGAACAAGCUGCAACUGUUCUCGCUACAAUAGCUAAGGACCAAAAAGCAAGGGAGGGAAAACAGUUAUCAGAGGCAGACGAAGCAGCUUUGAAGGAGCCCAUCAUUAGGAGGUUUGAGGAGGAAGGAAACCCUUAUUAUUCCAGUGCCAGAUUAUGGGAUGACGGAAUUAUUGAUCCAGCUGACACAAGACUGGUUUUGGGCCUCAGUCUCAGCGCAGCAUUAAAUGCACCUACAAAGAAGACAGAAUUUGGGGUUUUCAGGAUGUAAACUUAAACAUACACGUCAGAAUUACCUCUGUAUAUUUUAAUUGGGGCCGGAGAGCAAACUAAAUACAGUGUUGAGGUGUUUGAAAAUAAAAAUGGUAUUUUUAAUGGAAAUGUCCUAAUUAUUUAUUUUCUCUGAGUAAUCAUCACACAGUGCUUCAGCAUUUUGAUACUGAUUUGAGAUAGGUCACUUACAGUGCUUGUAUAACACUGCAUUGGAUGAAUAAACUGCAACUUCUAGCAUUAUGUUUGACCAGAAACCUUUGAUCCUAUCUCUUACAUAAAUAAAUCUGCAAAAUAAGCUACAUAUUUGGUGCUUCUCAGCUCCUUUAUUUCUUUUAAUUCUUCUUUGUAUGUCUCCUAUAAAUGUAAAAUAUUCUUGCAAUCCAACAAAAAAAAAUAAUCCACAUUUGCUAGUAAAUAAUUUUUGCAAAAGAGAAGUGCUCUAAGGGCAGCCAGGGAGUUCAACACAGCAUGAAAUUAUAGAUUUCACACAGUUGUUGGCAUUUUGGCUGUUUUCUGGCUUUCAUCCAAAAAAACCAUUGCUCUUCUGUACAGUUCCCUGAAGUCAAAACAAGAAGAGAACCUGAUGGAUGCGCAGUGUUUUCUGGAAGAGCUGGGGAGCGUGUGCUGGUAUCUGUGGGAGCUGUGGGUUGCCAGCAGCGCUGCUGAAGAUGAGGGUUGGCUGCAGAGGUGUUUCAGUGCCCUACUGUGCCGUCCUUCUGGCAAUUGAAGUUUCAUGAAGAGAGAGCCUUCUCCCUCCCCGCGUGGAUCGAUGCUUCACCCAGAACACACGCCUGAAUCCCACUGACUAGGGCUGGAGUGCUUUGGCUAAUCAUCUUAUUUAUUGUAGCUUGUUGCAAUGUAUUGUUUCUCAAGAACUCAGUGUCUGUCAUUUCAUUUUUUUCUAUUUAGAAAUAUUGCACCUUGCAGAAACUAAAUGCUUGGCAUGUAGUGUGUCUAGAAUAAAGAGGCAAAUACUGUG